Molecule: messenger RNA, 1086 nt
Organism: Symbiodinium sp. CCMP2592
Lineage: Eukaryota; Dinophyceae; Suessiales; Symbiodiniaceae
Source: the annotation of a GenBank genome assembly
AUGUUGGGCCAUUUGGGCCCGGGCCCUCGGCCCAAACGGCGCCGCUUCGAGUUUCAGCCGGGAGAUGUUGUUGUGAAGAUCCUGGUGAGCCCGGCCACGGCCAGCAAGAUCAUUGGCACCGGCGGUGCCGAGGUCAAAGCUCUGAGGGCCCAGAGCGGGGUAACCCUGCACAUUUGGGAGAACAAGUUCAUGGGCACGGGUCUCCAAGUUGUGGUCCUCGGAGGUCCGCGACCAAGUGUAGACCAAGGCUUGGCAUUCGUGAUGGAGAAGUUGGCGGAGGAAGCACUGUCGAGCUCAGUUGAGAUCGUCGCACAGCUGUUGCUAACUCGCAACACGGUGUCCAAGAUCAUCGGUGCCAAGGGGGCGAACAUCCAACAGCUACGGCAGGAGUUCGGUUGCCACAUAGAGGCCGAAAAGCUCACCCACAACGGCGAACAGGUGUUAAAUGUCAACGGGCCGAAUGAGAUGCUGCAGGGGCUCCUUCUGAGACUCACUGAGCUCGUGGAAGGGUCUGGGGAUUCCCAGCAAGUGGCCAACAACGAGUAUGGCACAGAUGCAGGGUUUGUCGGAACUUGGAAAGGCAAGGGUUCAGGUCCCAAGGGGGUCUUCGGUGAUUUUGGCGGCGGCAAGGGGGGUGAAUUUGGCGGAGGUGGCAAGGGAGGUGAUUGGGGCGGUGGCGGAAAGGGAGGUGACUGGGGCCACGGCAAAGGAAUGGGGGCCCUGGCCCCAGCUGCUCCGAUGGCCGGCAGCAAGGGCAACAAAGGCUUUGACGGCUACGGGCAGGGCCACUACGGGCAGUACGGGGCCCAGGACACCCAGGUGGAGUUCCUGCAGGCCGAGCAAGACCCGGCGGUGUUAGCCAGCGUCUCCACCAUCCAGUUCGCGAUUCCUGUGGAGUCCGUGAGCCGUGUUUUGGGCAAGGGCGGCAUCUACUCCAAGGAGAUCUCCAGGCAUACGGGAGCCAAGCUGGUGAUUGACCCAGCCGUUCCGGGGGCGGAGACAUGCGUGGUGACCUUGACUGGUCAGGUGGGUGGCGUAAACCGUGCCCAUUGCAUGGUCGUGUCCCGCCUCCUCGCACAAUAUUAA